Molecule: messenger RNA, 3892 nt
Organism: Andrographis paniculata
Lineage: Eukaryota; Viridiplantae; Streptophyta; Magnoliopsida; Lamiales; Acanthaceae
Product: nonsense-mediated mRNA decay factor SMG7-like
Exons: 8
Coding region: 389-3244 (951 amino acids)
Biological process (GO): nuclear-transcribed mRNA catabolic process, nonsense-mediated decay
Cellular component (GO): telomerase holoenzyme complex
Molecular function (GO): telomeric repeat DNA binding; protein binding; telomerase RNA binding
Source: RefSeq, a predicted model, not a curated record
CCCUAGAUGUUUCGAAAAACGAUUUCUUGUGUAGAAUUAAGUCGGCGAAAAAUAUUUACUACUUAAUUAUUAUGCCUCGUUUUAUUUUAUUUUUUCCAUUAAUCUGUUCACCAUAGUCUCUGCUCUCCGCGUCGAAAUGUCCUCCAGAUUACUGCCAUCAGAAAGCGCUAUUUUUGUUCUUCAAGCGAAAGGGAUUCGAAGGCUUGAUUCGAAACCCUAGCCCACCGCCCGUGUGUUCGUGUUUGCGUGUUCAAUUGGGGAAAUUAGGUGUUGGGCUGGUCGGAUCUUGGAGAUCUAGGGUUGAUUUUUGUUCGGAACUUACUUGUGGAUUAGGUUGUAGUUGCAUAUAUUGCAGACUACAUUGUGGGAACGAUUUCUUUUAUGGAAAAUGACCGUGCUAAUGAACAACGGAAGAGAAAGCUCCUCCAAAGAGCGCGUGCGGAGCCUCUUUGAUAAGAAUGCUGAGUUGGAGACUAAGAGAAGGGAAGCAGCAGUGGCCCGAGUCCCUUCGGAUCCUAACACAUGGCAAACUUUGCGCGAUAAUUAUGAAGCGAUUCUCCUUGAAGACCAUACAUUUUCUGAACAACAUGACAUUGAAUAUGCUCUAUGGCAACUGCAUUACAAGAGGAUCGAGCAGCUAAGGCGACUGCAUAGUGCAGCUCAAGCUUCGUCUGAUUCAGCUGCAUCCCAAAAUGGUAAUGGUAAUGGUCCGAUUCGUGGUGGGCCUGAUAGACUUGGAAGGAUAAAUUCCCAGUUCAAAACAUUUCUCUCGGAGGCUUCUGGGUUUUAUCAUGAUCUGAUGUUGAAAAUAGGAGCAAAAUAUGGGCUUCCGUUGGGAUAUUUUACUGACGAUCCUAAAAAUCAGAUUCCGAUGUCUAAAGAUGGAAGCAAAUCUUCUGAUGUGCAAAAGGGGUUAAUGUCAUGUCAUCGUUGCUUGAUCUAUCUUGGGGAUCUUUCUCGUUACAAAGGCAUGUAUGUGAAAGGGGAUUCUAAAGCUCGUGACUUUGAUGCGGCAUCUAGUUACUAUACGCAGGCUUCUUCCCUGUGCCCCGCAAGCGGUAAUCCACAUCAUCAGCUUGCUAUACUGGCCGGGUACUCCAACGAUGAAUUGCUGUCAAUUUAUCGUUAUUUUCGAAGUCUAGCCGUGGAGAACCCCUUUUCUACUGCAAGGGACAACUUGAUUAUAGCAUUUGAGAAGAAUCGUCAGAGUUAUACCCUGAUACUUGGUGAUGCCAAGAAAAACAAAGCGAAGACGAUAACUUCACGGGUGCCUAGAAAAGGAAGAGGCAAAGAAGACGCCAAGUCUCCGCUCAAAGAAAAUAAGGUGAAAGCUAUUGCUGUCAAGGAAGAAACACCAAGUAAAAUUGAACUCUUUGGAUUCUUUGUCACUCGAUUUCUCAGGCUGAAUGGCAUUCUCUUUACACGCACAAGCCUUGAGACCUUCGCCGAAGUUUUAUCAGUGGUUAAAAUUGAUCUAAUGAAACUUCUUUCUUCUGGGCUAAACGAGGAGCUCAACUUUGGAUUAGAUGCUGCUCAGUUCACCCUUGCAAUUGUCAGGAUGGUUGCGAUUCUAAUAUUUACCGUUUAUAAUGUGAGCCGGGAGAAUGGAAGCCAAUCUUAUGCUGAUACUCUACAGCGUGCAGUGCUGCUUGAGAAUGCAUUCACGGCUGCCUUUGAAUUCAUGGGCUGUGUGCUUGAACGGUGUGAUCAGUUGUACGAGCCUUCCUCGAGCUACUUAUUACCUGGGAUUAUGGUUUUUGUAGAAUGGUUGGCCUGUUGUCAGGAUGCCGCAGUUGGAAGUGAAAUGGAGGAGAAACAAGUGAACGCACGAUGCUUUUUCUGGAAUAAAUGCGUCUCCUUUUUAAACAAGAUACUGUCGAGUGGUUGUAUGAGCAAUGAGGACGAGGAUGAUGCAAUAUUUUCUAAUAUGACGAGGUAUGACCAGGAUGAAACAAAUAAUCGCCUCGCCUUGCCUGAGGACUUUGAGUUGAGAGGAUUUCUCCCUCUUGCCCCUGCACAGCUCAUCCUUGAUUUUUCAAAGAAGCAUUUUGUUGGGUAUGGUGUCGAGAAUAAAGAAAACACAGCUCGCGUACAGAGGAUCAUUGCGGCUGGAAAGUCCCUUGCUAAUAAUGUUCGAGUUGGUUGUGAUGGCGUCUAUUUUGACAGUAAGGUGAAGAAAUUCUUGUUUGGCAUUGAACCUCAGAAAUUUGAAGAACCUCUGCUAUCCAUUGGUGGCCGACUGGACAUUCCAGUGGGGGUGCAUACGGAUCUGAAUACCGAAUCGAAGAAAGUGGUAGCUGAGAAUGCCGAAGACGAGGAUGAGGAUGAAGUGAUUGUUUUUAAGCCAUCUCUUUACGAGAAGCAGAUGGAUGACUUUUCAAGAAACAUUUACUUCGGAAAUGAGAAUCAGGUGUCCGCCGUUGCCCAGGAGAGCUUUAUAAUUCCACCUGCAUCGAGUUCAGUAAAUCCUGCAGUAACUGUUGCAAAUGAAGCUGUUAAUAGCCCCUCGAAGUAUCUUCAUCCAGGCCAACAGGACGUAGGAAUUUUGAACGGCUUGACUCAUCUGAAUUUGGUUGAAAAUACUUUCCCGAAGAAAGAAAUGCAAGAUAACUUUGGGGCUCCACAAGUUUCUGGACCUUCGACACUCCACUCCCAGAUUGUAGAUAAUCGCAACUACUCAAACCAGGUUCCACCGUCAAAAUUUGAAUCGAUCAAGUCCUCUGUAGCAUUCGCCGAUGGGAUUCCUGUAAAUCUGUCGACAAUUUCACCAGGCUUGAAAAAGAAUCCUGUGUGUCGCCCUACCCGAAACAUCGGUCCACCACCUGGCUUUGGCUCUGUUCCUUCCAAAACUGUGGAUGAAACAUUACCGAACUCAGUCAAGAAAAAUGAGAUCCAUCCGAUUCCAGAAAUGGAAGAUUACAGUUGGCUGACUGGAUCUAAGACAACCUCCUUGAAUCCGAAUUUUGGUUUCAGUACUUUACAGAGCCAUGUUAGCUCCACAUUACCUUCUUUGUGUAACAGCGGUUUUUCCAUGGGGAUAUCUGAUUUCCCCUUUCCUGGGAAACAAGUAUCAGCAUUGAAUGUCCAGAAUGGUAAUCAGAAAAUUCCGCAGGACUAUAAGCUUCUGGAACAGGUGAAGCAGGAUAGGGAGCAGCCGCUGUUUCAAGAAGUAAAUCAGCAGCCGAUCAAGCCCCCACAGCAGUAUCCGGGACAGCCUAGCUGGAAUAGUCGUUUCCUUGUGUGACAUGAUAAGGGAAUUGGUAAUGCAGCGAAUGUUCUUUGAGUGAGGUGCUGCUAUUUGAUUGAUGCUGAUGCAGAAGGAUUGCUGUUAUUAAGUUGUAUGAUGGUCUUGGAAUGUCGCAGACAUAUGCUGUGGAAUAGCUUGUGCCGAGCAUGCCAGGUUUGGUUGAUUGGUCGAAUAGGUGAAUUGCCGCGGAAGUGUAAUAAAGUUGAAUUACUUGUCGGUUGGGGACGAGAGAAAAUCAAGUUCAUUAAGACGAGUAGUUGGCAUUAUGGCCGGGUGAUAUGUUUCAUCCUAAGCCCCAUAAAUGUCGGGACCAGACAGUUUGCGUCUGCAUCUGCCGGGUACGUCUGCAAUGUUGUUGGGGUGAAAAUGGACUUUGUCCGGGUGUGGAAGUUUAUUGGAGUCGAGCAAUGUUUUUCUUUUUUCUUUUCUUUUCUUUUCUUUUUUUUUUCUUUUUUCCGAAUGCUGGAUUUUAAAUAAAGUGCGCGAUCCAGAAAUGUAAGGUUUUCAAUGGCUUUUUGUUUGAUAUUUGUUUUGGUAAAAUGUUUUGGUGUCGAAUUUGUGCAAAUGCUGUUUGGAAUCAUCGAUAUUGUGGGAUGCUGUUUUGUCGAUGAACUUGUCUAAAUGUGGCGUGUUUGUUUUGUUCGA